Molecule: messenger RNA, 8235 nt
Organism: Oncorhynchus tshawytscha (Chinook salmon)
Lineage: Eukaryota; Metazoa; Chordata; Actinopteri; Salmoniformes; Salmonidae
Product: ligand-dependent corepressor
Exons: 8
Coding region: 45-5954 (1969 amino acids)
Biological process (GO): regulation of transcription by RNA polymerase II
Cellular component (GO): nucleus
Molecular function (GO): DNA binding
Source: RefSeq, a predicted model, not a curated record
UUCUCUUUGCCAACGUGCGCGUUCCCGAGAGGGAUCGGUAGAAAAUGGCGAGUCUGUGCAAGAAGCAGCAAUGCACGAUCGAGAGGCGAGGCUUUCGGCAGGAACUUGACUCGUGGCGGCACAAACUCAUUCAUUGUGUAGGUUUUGAGAGCAUUUUAGAAGGGUUGUUUGGGUCGGGGCUGCUAGAGGAUCUAACGUUAUUUAAAGAUGUUUCUCCCGGAUCCACAGACUGUGAGCCUGAAGGUGUGUCAGACUGGUCAUUUGAUGAGAACUGCCUGUUCUGCUGCUUAAGACGAGACAAAGUCAAGGAGCACUUAGUUGGCCUGAGCAACCAGGGGUUGGAGAGUGGGGCUAAACCCCUGCUGGUCAAAGACCAGAUUAAGAUCAACAGACUCGAGAAACAAGCUGAGGAAUUCCUCAGUGCAGUCCUCUACAAAAAAGAUGUCCCCAGCUUCUCAGACCUGCACAUUCCAGUAGUGGCUCGGGAGAUAAUGCAGAGGAUGAUCCGCCAGUUUGCUGCCGAAUAUACCUCAAAAAACAGCUCCUCUUCUCAGGACAUCCCCUCUGCCCCCAGCCCUGCUACCCAGCCCCACUCAGAUCAGAGCCUGCCACCUCCCCCCUCGCUGCCCCCUGCUGCCAGCCUUGGUGGUACUGCUACAUCCUCCGUACCCAGCCAGAACCCUGUCCUCUCCAAGCUGCUUAUGGCCGACCAGGACUCGCCUCUCGACCUCACUGUCAAAAAGCUUCCGCCACAGCCUGUAGAACAAGAUGGAGUCCUGGACCUGUCACUCAAAAAGGGAUGGGCCAGAAGCAGCAUGUCAUCGCACCACAGCCCUCACCUUUCCCAGAUGUCCACUCUCAGAGGUGAAUGUCUGGAGCUGAGUCCAGUGAAGGCCAGGGACCUCCAGUCCACUUCCACGCUGGAGCAGUUCAUGACCAAGCUGUGUCUGCAUCACCGGAGGCAGAUUGUCGACUCUCUGGGCUUCCUACAGACAGAGGUUAAGACUAUAUCCUCCUCCAGCACAUCACCAGCCUCUGCCUUCAAAACCUCUUGCUCAGUCAAGCACGGUGCCCUUCAGGGUCCUAGUCCUGAACCCUGCCUGGAGAAGGGGAGGACUGGCCAGAAACUUCCCAUGGCUUCCACUCCCAAAGGACUGGUGGAGGGGGGAGAGACAGUUGGUACCAGGAGUAGCAGGUUGGCAGCCCCAGAGCAGACCCCUGAGACUGAUGUGUCUAGAAAUGUAUCUGGGGCCGCUGGGCCAGCCUUAGAUUUCCGUAAAUCUGGCCCAGGGGAGUCUAAGGCUUUGGCAAACCUUCUCAGAAGCACAGAGGACGGUGAGAGUAAACCUCUUAGUGACCAUGCUCCUCUAAAGAUCAAAAUCAUGAAGUCCAGCAGCCUGGCUGAUGGUAAGAAGCUGUCCUGUGUGCUCACCACCUCUCUUCCUGCUCUCGCCGGUACUAUGGAUAAACAGCAGGGCAAUUCUGACUCUUCAAUCAAAGCAGAUAGUUACAGCGAUGGCCCCAGCUCCUCUGUGAAAAGGCACAAUGAUGUUAAUCAUCCAAUAAGACAAAGAGGCUCCUUUGGACGUACCAGAGAUAUGCUGGUCAAACAGAGUCCACCCCAAAAGACCCCCACCAUCAUACCCCCAGUUUCCCCCAGGACAGCAAGGAAGACCUUGAAGGGGUCUUCCUACCAUCGGCCUAGGGACGCUUCUUCGCUGUGUCAGUUUGUAACCGACCCAGAUCUCGGCCACUGCGACAUUGUCUACAUUGACAAACCAAUCACAGACUGUUUCCAGAAAUGGCAGCACCGUCGGUUCCCGCGAAACAACGCCAGGAAAAGCACCAGAGGUCACAUGUACGUGGAGGAGAUGUGGGAGCUUAAGACUGUCCGUACAUUAGCCAGAAAGUCUGCCCGCAACUCUAGUGGCAACUCUCUCACUCCAAUGCCAGAUCUCAACACUCUGGUCACCCCUAAACAGCUGCUUGGCAAGCCUGAGGGUGUACCUCUUGUGGAUAUGCCCUUCAUUGGAGGUAUUUUAGAGACGGUCAGUCAGAGAACUCCCUCGGAGCAUUCAGCUGAAAGGGAGUUGGCUGGGGAUGUAGAGACUGCAGCAACAUCAGCCAGUGAGGUGGAGCUAAUCGUUAAGACUAAUCAGACAGACCAGAGUCUAUGCAAAGAACAGACUGCCCCUCCAUCUCCUUCACAGUGUCCCCCAGUGGAGAACGAGCAGAGUGCAGGGACAGACUCAGAGCAGCCAAGGCUGAGUGUAGCACCAGAUAGUCUAGCUCGUACUGUGGUUGAGACCGCACAUCAGGAUUUAAACAGUGUUAUUAAUGACAUCGUUUUGAGUGAAAGCCCAGAGCAGGUGGUGAUGGGGAAAGAUGUGAACCCAUCACAUAAGACUUCAGAAGAAGCUGAGCUUGUACAGGAUCAGCUGCAGACUGUGCCAGAGGGCCAGAACGUAAUCUCUGAUACCCAACAAAAGGAAUCUGAAUCCCCAAGCCCUUCCAUGGAGAGCACUGGAAACAAGGAGGAGAAUGAGGUAGUGAAUGCAAGUGCAAUUGGUAAAGAACAGGCCGAGCCACUGGAACCUCAGAGUCCAGUUGACCAGAAACCAUCUGAGGGCUCUGGAGGAGAAGUUGGCACUGAGGUUCCCACAGAGAGUGAAAGGAUGGAGGUGCAGGAAACGGGCAAGGUUGAACCAGACUGGGCUCCAGGUGACGGCAACAAUGUGCCUGAAGAGAAAAGGACAGAUGCUGAUUCGUUCUCUAAAAAGGCAGAUGAGGCAGUUGUGAAACAAUCACCUCCAAGGUGUUCUGAAAAACAGGGUAUUCCAGCACGGGUGAUUCCUUCAAAGGUGAAGGAAACUGCAGUGAUUGAGACCGAGAAUAUGAUUAUAUGUGGAUAUGUGAAUGGUAGACCUAUAGCGCAGUCUGACAGAUGUUUGCGUGAACGGCCAGCUAAAAACACCCCAGAGUCUACUCCUACGAAGACUAAACGCCCCACUAAGACCUCUCUGAAACAAUCCGAGAAACCUUCUGAGAAGAUGCCAGAAAUUCCUCAAGUCUCAUGCCCUCCAGCCGAACUGAUCAAAAUCCCUGUGUCCAAACAUCCCACAAAAACCUUUAAAGCAACUCAGAACCUGCCUGACACGAAGACCCCUGUGGAAGCGAGCCAGAUCACGUCUGACGCAAGGGCCCCUAUAACAGCAAGACUGAGCAUUCCUGACACUCCUCCAGUCGCAGACACACCAAUCGACUCCACCAGGAACCCUGAGCCCAGACACCCGCUCAGAUCAGCCAGACUGCAUCAGCGAGGAGCUGUCGCCCAGCCCCCUCCCUGUCGCCCCGGCCCCCUCCCUGUCGCCCCGGCCCCCUCCCUGUCGCCCGGCCCCCUCCCUGUCGCCUCGCCCCCACUCCCUGUCGCCUCGGCCCCACUCCCUGUCGCUUCGCCCCCCCCCCUGUCGCCUCGCCCCCACUCCCUGUCGCCUCGGCCCCACUCCCUGUCGCUUCACCCCCUCCCUGUCGCCUCGCCUCUUCUACCUGUUGCCUCGCUUCUCCUCCCUGUAGCCUCCCCUCCCCUCCUAGUUGCCGUUACUUUCAUUGUACCCCCAGAACCAUCUACCUCCCUCCCACUCCCCUGCAUCAAGUUUAAUCCUCCCCUCCCUGUUGCCUCUCCUCUUCUUCCUAUCGUCCCCAGUGCAGUCACCCAGAGCUCCGAAGAGCUGAAAGUUGCAAGAGCUCAGCCAGCUCCAAAACCCAAACCCAGCAAGACACAGAACACUGCAGUGGAAACUAGGGUGCAAACUAGACCAAAGCUCAGGUCGUCAAUGGUGGUAGUAGCAAAGGAGGUUGAAGAGGUUGUGAGUCUGCAAGUUAGCAAUGAGGUUUCUGCUCUCACAGAGGGUACAAGCAUUAAAAAGAGUGAGGCGCAAGCACAUAGUAGUCCACUAAGACACAAAAUAAUUCCCCAAAAGAAAGGAGAACAAAGCAAAUUUACUCCAUCUGAGGGAGAACCAAGCAAAUUGACUUCCCUGAAGAAUUCAGAGGAACCAGCUUUGCUGAAGAAGGCAGAGGCACCAACUUCAAUGGAUAGCAAAAUUCUAUCUGGAGAUUUCAGCAAGUCUUCCAUCAGCAGUGCUUUAGACAGACCUGGGCGAAUGCCGUUGAGGAGUGAGAGUAGUAAAACUGAAGUGGCCAGCCAGUCCAUUACCCCGACAAUUCCACCGACAGCGUUGGAGAACAGAAAGUCCGCUUUGAGAGUCCAGAGGUCACCCAUGUCCUCAACCAGUGCUCCAAUCACAGCUGAGAAAAGGAGUGGGGUGGCAUCUUCCAUGAGGCUGAAAUCCCCAGUGAGACUCUCAUCACCCAUUAAGGUUAAGGUCAAACCUGAGAGGAUAAUCAAGUCUCCACUAAGGGAUUCUCCUUUGCUGGUCAGUUCUCCUCUUCCCUCCAGCUUAGACACUCCUCUCCUCCUGCCCAAACUGGAGCCCCCAGUACAGUCUCGACACAAGUUCCUGGAAUUACUAGACAUAGAGGAAAACCAACAGAAAAUAUCUACUCUCAACACCAGGUUCGAUAAGAUGCAUAGAGGCUGGGUCCAGAUAGACAAAGAGGGACAACCAACGCCCAGACACAAGAACAAGGCAGACAGACAGGCAGCGAUAUGGAAGAGCAAGCGCCGGGUCCGCAAGCCCAAGUCUUCGGAGCACCAGAGGUACUCCCUUGUCCAGAUGCUUUUCAAGAAUGAUUUGGACCUAGCCAGUAUCUGCCGCUGGUACAUGGAGUCAACAGAAACCCAAUCAAUGGUCAUUGUAAAGAAGGUGAACACACGUCUUCUCUCUGAGACCCAGCUGCUCUUCCCCGGUAUGUCCCAAGGGCUGUCCAAAGGGGUCUUCCCUAGCCUGCAAGCUGAGCGCUUGAAGAAACACUUGAAGAAGUUUGCCAUCGCUUCCCCUGUGAAGAGCAACCCUAAGAGCCAGAAGCUGAUUGCUAAAGCCCUGGAGCAGGAGGUCAGUACAAGUACGCCCAAAGGGAAGGAGAAGAGAGAGCUGACCACGGCCACCCGGAUCUCCACCAAAGCCUAUCUCUCCUCUGCAGAGGCACAGGCAACCGACGGCCAGAAGGCCUCAGCGAAGGCCAAGAACCCAGCCACUGCUCGGAUCCUGAGGAAGUACUCCAAUAUACGUGAGAAGAUGCAAGGUCAACAAAGCUCCAAGAAGCCAAAAGGGGCCCCAAGAAAAGUGAUCAAAGCUUCCAAAGUCAAACCCUCUAAAGCCCCAAAGACAAAAUUGACAAAACCAACUAAAUUGAAACCGGCCACUGCCCAGAGGCAGAAAUUAUCUGUUUCUGGAGAUAAAAGUGUGAAGGAGCAAAGUGUAGUCAAAACAGCGAGAGCGCAGUCAUCGCCUAGUAGAAAGACUCCAGUAAAAGCUGCUGUCCAGGAGAGAUCAGUCAAGACUAGCAGCAGCAGUAGAACCGUAAGGGAUCUCAGUAGGAAAGAGAGUGCAUCACCACAGAGGUCUACCCAAAGAGCAAUGACCCCAAAAGCACAGAAAAACACCCUUGCUCCUUCCAUCACCCCUAAAACUGACUCAAACAAACAGCAGGUUGGAGCAGAGAAGGCAGAGGUGGAAAAGAGACACUCUGAAAGUAGAGUAUCUGAGACUAAAGGCCCUGAAAGUAAAGGUGUUGAGAGCAAAGGCUCUGAAAGUGAGGUUGAGUCUCAACAGAACAUGGAUGUCAAAACGCCAGGCUCUCCUGACCAGGUACUCACAAGGUCACAAAGGAAGAUGGAGGCCACUCCAUCCCCCUCAAUCUCUCAGAGUGCAAACUCUAAGCCUGCCACAAAGAGAUCAAAUGAACCAGCUAAGAAUAAGACUCUGAAGGCUGCCACAAAGAGAAGCCAGGAGAGCACACAGAAUCCAGCCAAGCGGAUCAGGAAGAAAUAGCCAGAAAUAGCUACAGUAGUGUGCAGAAAGAACAUAACAGCCAAGCUGGUUAUAAUAAGGGGGGGGGGACUUGGCAAUGCCAACACUUUUGAUAAGCUUCAAAGGCAAAAUGCAAAUGGUGACUGGAAGAUAUUUAAAGUCUAGUGUGUUUGCUGUGUUUUCUGAGAGGGUACCUAUCAGACCAGUGUUGUUAUACAGAGGCAAAACUCCAUCUGGCCUCUGGUUUGGUAUUGUGUAAUUAUCUAACUGGGCUGUGGAGAUUAUUUUAUAAGGGUAUAUCUGCAUUGGAUACAUGUCAGAUAUUUUUUCUUUUGGUUUGAUGCUAGGUUUAUUAGUUAUUCAGACUACAGCAUGCCAUGUCCUUUUUGUUUGUCCUAGUGUUUUGUAAAGAUCACACAAGUCUCUAUUCCACGCUUUCAAUUGUUUUGUGAGGUUUAGUAAUAAUGGCAUGAGAACAUCAGUACAUUGUUGCUAAAAACAAAUAUUGAUUUUCUGUGACUGCAGCACAGCAUGGCAAGCCAAUCAUUCAUUUGAAAUUAGCCCAGGUUUCACUGAACUUCAUUCUUAGAUCUAUAGCCUCUAUUCAUCAAUGUCUCCAGCCCAUUUUGUGAUCAGAGUGAUGCGAGUGUGUGGGACUUUUUGUGAUCAGGUGCCUUAUUCAUCAGAUGUAAAGUAAUGUGUUGCUAACAGGUGAAGCCUCAAUUCUCUGGCCAUUGCACAGGCACACACUGUAGGAGGAGAAAGGGAGUGUUCUAGAUAUGGAUUUGGUGCAGGUCUGCACACAUUGUGUCAUGUUGACUUGGUCCUUCAGAACUCUUCUCUGGGUUAUUGUAUAGAGCUGGUCAUUGGUGCUGACCUACACAACUGUGUAUCUUCAUGCACAACUUCCCUCCAUGUGUUCAGUCCCACAUGUUCCCUACUCUCCUCUGUCUUCCUGCUAUAAACCCACCCUGCUUCUCAUCAUGUACUGUUUAUUUUGAAUGUGUAAAGGAGCGUCAUGGUUAAUUAUUCUAAUGAGUUCUCUUUGACGUGUUUGUUUAGUUUUAGAUUCUGGGGUUAUUUCUGUUCCUGAGCAGUAGCCUUAUAACUGUUGUUACCGUAGCUGUGUUUAACUUUCAAAAACUGUCUGAGUUCUGUUUUGAAAUUUUCACAAAUUAUUUAUUUUUCUUUGCAAUACAUGUCAGAUGUAUUAACACCUGCCUCACUUGUAUCUCUGAUCCUGUCCCUUAUAUUCUCUGAUUCUGGUUAGUUUAAUGGUGACGUUUUCCCUCUGGUGUGAUCAUUACAUGCUGUUGCAUGUGCUUUAGCUACCUGUAGUGUUUACAUUUAAAUGCUUGUUUCUCCAGUCUUUCACCUGUGCAGCAACGGCCCACUCUUGAAGUGCAGUAUUCACCUCAACUAUUUCUUAUUAAACAUGUAUUUGUUUGUUCUUUCUGAAAACUAGCUUUUGUUGCAGAAACUUUGACUAAGACUAUGCAUGUUACCUUUCCUCUCUGGGUCGUGUACUGAAUGAGCAUUAAAGACUGAUGAUAAACCCUUGAAAGACAUGCCAUUGGUCACCUGUUUUGGAAGGGGGUCACUUUAAGGUCUGCUGUUUGAGAGCAGAUACCAGGGAAUGAUGCUACAGUACAUAGGGCCACAGGUUGUAUCUAAUGUUAGAUGCAUAUGUUUUGCCCAUACUUUGUGAGCUUGUAUGGUAGGGUGUGUUUACCUGUUAUUUGGACUAUAUUGCAGUAUACUGACCCCUGGUGACCAUAUAUAAAAAUUGUUGGAGAAAAAAAGUGUUUGUGAAUGAUCAGUCUGUACUAUAUCCAAAUGUUAUAGAAAUAACCUGUCUGCCAUGUUUUAUUUUUGUGUAUUUUAUUUCUCAGAUAGUUAUUUUAUUUCAGGAAUACGUUUUCUUGAUGCUUCUGUACUUCAGCAAUAGCCUGACCUCCGUUUGUCAAAAGAAAGAAGACAUUUUAGGACAGUUUUAUUUUUAUUAUGGUUAUUUCACUUUAAAAGUAAUAAUUUGUAAAUGCAAAAAGGUAUAAUUCAUGUUUUAUAUUGUUAUUUAAGAAACCCCUCUAGAUAAAUGCAUACAGUAGAUCUACAUGAAGCAGUCCACCAAAUAUCAAACUUGAACACGUUUUAUUCUUUACUGUGGAUAUUUAUAGUUUGGGAUUCUGUAUAUUGGAAAAUAAACAACUGAUGUAUUUGUGUUAAUCCCAAUAAUGAGACAUAUUUGAAGUUAGUGACUUUGUAUUCUUGCUGGAGUUGAUAUAAAGAUGUUUGAAUUGUA